CACUCGCCCCAGCUCCUUCGCGCUAUAAAGGAAGUCCACCGGGCGCUCCGCUCCAGCACACCUCCUCGAAGUCCUAGCGAUCCGUUUUGCAGCUGUUCUUGGACUCCAGCCACCGCUUCAGCUCGUCAUGGAUCCCAACUGCUCCUGUGCCACCGGUGGCUCCUGCACCUGCGCCGGCUCCUGCAAAUGCAAAGACUGCAAAUGCACCUCCUGCAAGAAGAGCUGCUGUGCCUGCUGCCCGGCCGGCUGUGCCAAGUGCGCCCAGGGCUGCAUCUGCAAAGGGGCGUCCGACAAGUGCAGCUGCUGUGCCUGAUGCGGCGGAGAGCCUGCUCCCCGAUGUAAAUAGAACAACGUGUACAAACCCUGCAUUUUUUUUUUUUUUUUGGUACAACUCUGACCCGUUUGUUGUGUUCCCUUUGUUUUUCUAUGAAGAACAUGAAUGAUAAUAAAAGUUGUUGGCUUUA
Pteronotus mesoamericanus is the source of this 464-nucleotide messenger RNA. RefSeq names its product metallothionein-2A. The record is from RefSeq and is a predicted model, not a curated record. Gene Ontology annotation, biological process: detoxification of copper ion; cellular response to copper ion; cellular response to zinc ion. The transcript has 3 exons. Gene Ontology annotation, cellular component: nucleus; cytoplasm. The coding region runs from base 128 to 313 and encodes 61 amino acids. NCBI's taxonomy places the organism in Eukaryota, Metazoa, Chordata, Mammalia, Chiroptera, Mormoopidae. Gene Ontology annotation, molecular function: metal ion binding.